Messenger RNA from Venturia canescens, 1238 nucleotides. RefSeq names its product Proteasome inhibitor 31 kDa (gene PI31). Gene Ontology annotation, biological process: proteasome-mediated ubiquitin-dependent protein catabolic process. The transcript is spliced from 5 exons. The record is from RefSeq and is a predicted model, not a curated record. Lineage: Eukaryota; Metazoa; Arthropoda; Insecta; Hymenoptera; Ichneumonidae. The coding region runs from base 270 to 1145 and encodes 291 amino acids. Gene Ontology annotation, molecular function: proteasome binding; endopeptidase inhibitor activity.
GUUUGACGAUAAGAACAACAAAACACUGGUGCGUCGUGUUUUUCGGCACAUUUUCAACAGUUUCGGAAUAAAUAUAUUAAAUUUAUCGUGAAAUAAACAUUUAAAAAUCUUCCAUUUCAGCAAUUUCGUGUUAAAAAAUUCCACCGCAUCAUUCCACCGACAUAUUGACCGUUGACAGUUCUUAUUUCCGAUCGCACCAAUGGAUUCGUACUGCAUAUAAAUUUGCGAGUCAUCCGUUAAAUUGUGCGUAUUGAAAUAAAAAGUGCAAAAUGGCGAGUGAGGUGAACGAUUAUUUUGGCUUUGAAUUGUUGAAUAAAAUCGUCGAAGCUUCACUGAGCAAAAAAGAGGACGUCAUCAUUCUUUUCACUCAUUGGUACUUCGUGAAAAAUGGAUUCAAGUGCAUCGGCCUCGGAGAUUCAAAGGUUUUCGAUCCGAACACCGACAAAGGUACAGAUUUCCUUCCGGACCAAUGGAACCAACAACCAAAUUAUUCUUUACGCUAUGCCAAGGAUGGCAAACUUUAUAUCCUCGUUGCCAUGAAAUCUGACGCUAAUCUCUUGAUCAAUCUUUUGAGAACAGCGGACAACGGAGCAUCCAGCGUUGAAUUUGGGAUCGAGGAGACGGUGAAAGAGCUGCGUGGUGCGUUGGAAGCUUUGAUUCCAGAGCAUCGGACAGUCAUGAACAAAAUUCGUCAAGACCUGGUUGAACCUUUGAACAGUCCGGCAGGACGAGAAAUAUCGACACAAACGAGAGGAAGAACAGAAUCGCCGGAGGAGAGACGUCGUCAGCCAAUCGAUGACGAUCCUCUGCGGGUACGACCGGAGCGGGUCCCUCGUGAACCUUGGCCCGCUUACGAUCCUCGGAACGUUGGAAGAUCCGAUCUGGACCCCUUUUCACGCGAGCGUGGCGGAAUGAUCUUCGAUCCUUUUGCUGAAAGACGUGGCCCCGGAGGCGGUGUUGGACCACUCGGUGGCUUUCCACCAGGCGGCUUGGGAGUUCCAGGAAGAUUGCCACCCGGAGCUGUUCCACCAGGAGCGCGAUUCGAUCCUUUCGGCCCUCCGGACAUCGGGGGUGGUAUGCGAAGACCACCACGAGACCCAGACGCCGAUCAUUUGCCUCCAGGCUUCGAUGACAUGUUCAUGUGAAGAGAAAUGAAAAUACUCGCCUUUUUUAAGUUUAAGCUUCAACAAUUUGUACGAAAAAAAUUAAUCAAUAAAAUAAGCUCGAUUUUAUUUUUA